CAAAUAAACAAACAACACAAAACAAAACAGAAACUAUCAUGAAUUCGAUUAUAAAUUUCAUAUCAAACUUUAUUAAAAUGAUAUUAAUUCCUUAUAUAUAAUGAAUAUAAAUUAUGAAUUAUAUAUAUAUAUAUAUAUAUGUUUUAAUGAUCUUAAUUCUAAUUAUAAGUAAACAAGAUAAAUCACAGACAAUAACUAUCAAUUAAAAAUCAAUCAAUCAAUUAAAAAUCAAUUAAUCAAUCAAUCAAUCAAUCAAUGAAUUGAUCAAUCAAUUAAAAGACAAUGAAUUAUAGUUAUGUCAUUUCAAAUCAUAAUAAUUUAUUAAAACAAUCAUUAAUUAUUAAUAUAACUUUAUAUGAUUAUUUAUGUAAAUAUUUUCUUAUAUGGUAUUUACCCAUAGUAAUAACAUUUGGAUUUUUUGGAUCAAUAUUUUGUUUAUUAUUUUUAUUAUAUUCUAAAAUAUUUUCAUCUAAUUUAUUAAUAUGGUUAAUAAGUAUUUGUAUUAGUGAUUUUUUAAUAUUAAUAACUGAAGGUAUAUGGAUGUUAUUAAAAAUAUGGUAUAAAAUUGAUAUUAGAGAUUAUAAUAAUUGGUUAUGUAUUAUUCAUACAAGUUUAUCAAAUUAUUUAUUAUAUUGGUCAGCAUAUAUGCAAUGUAUUUUAUCAAUACAACGUUGUUAUCUUGUAUUAUAUCCAUUAAAAAUUAAAUCAAAAUGGAUUUCAUUAACAAAAUUAUUUAUUUAUCAAAUUAUUAUAUCGAUUUUAUUAAUUAUACCAAUACUUCCAUAUCCAUUAUAUUGGCAAAUUAUUAAUAAUGAUUGUGAUCCAAUUAAUGAAAAAAUAUUUCGUUUAACAACAUUAUGUGAUUUAAUAUUUUGGGGAUUAAUACCAGUAUUUGUUAUGACUACAUGUACAGGAAUUAUUUGUCGUAAUUUAUUAGCAAGAAAUAAGCUUACAAAUAAAACGAUUCAAUCUAAAAUGAAAAUGAAUCAAUCUAAUAAUCAUAAUCAUAAUAAUUAUUAUUGUUCAUCUCAUACAACGAGAAAUAUCAGUGAUUUAUGUAAAAUUCAUUAUCCAGAAGACAGUGAAAUACAUAUACAUAAUGAAAAGAAAUCAUGUUGUUCAGAAAGUUUAAUAUCAAAUCAAGAAAGUAUAUUGACUAUAAAUAAUCAGACAAUUCGUUCAAUGAAUGACAUUCGAACAACAUCAGAGUUAAAUAAACGUAAAUAUAUUACACAAGAUAGUCAUACACAUGUAACACCAUUAUUAUUAUGUAUGAAUUUUGUUUAUAUGGCUAGUGUAUGUCCAUUACUUAUUUAUUUUUUAUAUUUAAAUUUCAUUGUAGAUAGUAUUGAUAAUAAUAUGCAUAAAUUUCUAUACUACUUAUUUCGUAGUUUAUGCUUAUUGACUACAUGUACUAAUUGGAUAUUUUAUUGUGUUGCUGGUAAAAAAUUUCGUGAUCGUACAAAACAAUUAUUAUUAUCAUUAUGUAAUUCUAAUAAAAUUUCAUCCGUCAUUAAUGAAAAUGGUUUCUUAAUUAUUAAAUAUACUGAUAAGCAUAGGUGUUCAGUUUCAAAUAUAACAAGAACCAAAGGAUUAUCAUCAUCGGAUAAUUAAACAAUUCAAACAUUAUCAACCAAUUAUAUAUCAUUAUAAAAUUCAUGUUGAUUAAUCUAUAUAAUGCCUUGGAUCUCAAUAAUGAAUGAUCCUAACUAUUAUUUCCAUACAACAAAUAACUUAAAUAAGCCAUUUGUGAUUCAUUUUGUAGAAAAAGAAAAUUAUUGUAUCACUUCUUAUUCAUUUAAUUGUCGUGAAAUACGUAAGAAAUUGCUUCGUUUUUCUCAAUUGAUAUUAAUUAUUGAAAACAUCCAAUUAAGUUUGUCAAUCAUUUCACUGUUACAUUUAUAUUAGUUCAGAAUCAGAAUAACUUUUUCUUUUAUUUUUUUUUAAAGUUACAUUUCGUAUUGUCAUUCGUUUAGUUAAAAUAUAAAUUCAUCAAAUAGCCAUACCGGAACAUUAAUAUUGAAGAGAAUAGACAAAACAAUUCAUUCUUUGAACGUCUGUGUUUGUCUGUACAAAAAGAGUGAAUCAUCAGAAAGGCUACAUCAAAUUUUCUACUGAGUUUCUGCAAUUGGUGCCACUGAUAAUAAUGCGUGAUGAUGAAUGAAUAAUGAAUUGACCAUGCACAUAAAUCACAUUCAGUCUAUAUAUUUAUACUGUAAUAUAUGUUCUCAUAAGUAUGCGUUUGAUUUUGUUUAAUAAUAUGCGUUUGUUUUCUUAAUGUAAAACUCAAUGGAUUUUAUUGUACGUGUGUUAACACUUCCUUACGUGUUUAAUUACGUUAAAUGGCUAUUCAUCUUGAUAAGCACUGAAUGUUACCAAACUCUCUUUUUAUCAUUGUGUGUAGCGUUUAAUUUACAUUUCCAUACUAAAAUGUUUGAAUUGACUUCA
Messenger RNA from Schistosoma bovis, 2448 nucleotides. NCBI's taxonomy places the organism in Eukaryota, Metazoa, Platyhelminthes, Trematoda, Strigeidida, Schistosomatidae. The record is from the annotation of a GenBank genome assembly.